GACUUUUGCACACGGCACUCAAACACAGAACCAGGAAGCAGGAAUUGCAUGAGUUCAGGGAAAGUGAAACUGAAGUGCAGUUGAGCUGUUGUGUGUUUGUGUCUCUGUAUUCAUGCAGUAAAAUGGCAGAAGCCAGAAUUUCUGAGGAUGAGUUCAUGUGUUCAGUGUGUCUGGAUCUUCUGAAGGAUCCAGUGACCACUUCCUGUGGACACAGUUACUGUAAGAGCUGUAUUACAGGCUGCUGGGAUCAGGAGGAUCAGAUGAGAGUCUACAGCUGCCCUCAGUGCAGACAGACCUUCAGUCCAAGACCUGCUUUAGCUAAAAACACCAUGCUGGCUGAAGUGGUGGAGAAACUGAAGAACACUAAACUUCCUGCUGACUGUUAUGCUGGAGCUGGAGAUGUGCAGUGUGACGUCUGUACUGGAAGAAAACACAAAGCCGUCAAGUCCUGUCUGGUGUGUCUGGAGUCUUACUGUCAAACUCAUUUUGACCGUCAUGAGGAAUUUCACUCACGUAAGCCACAUAAAGUGACUGAUGCCACUGGACAACUGCAGGAGAUGAUCUGCCCAACACAUGAGAAACUCCUUGAGGUUUUCUGCCGCACUGAUCAGAAGUGUAUAUGUGUGCUGUGUACGAUGGAUGAACAUAAAAACCAUGACACUGUAUCAGCUGCAGCACAGAGGACAGAGAAACAGCACCAGCUGAAGGAGACGCAGAAGUCGUUCCAGCAGAGGAUCCAGCAGAGAGAGAAAGAUCUUCAGCAGCUGAGAGAGGCUGUGGAGUCUCAUAAGCGCUCUGCACAGACAGCAGUGGAGGACAGUGAGAGGAUCUUCACUGAGCUCAUCCGCUCCAUUGAGAGAAGCUGCUCUGAGGCCACACAGCGGAUCAGAGAUCAGGAAAAGACUGCAGUGAGUCGAGCUGAAGGACGAGUGGAGCGACUGGAGCAGGAGAUCAAUGAUCUGAGGAGGAGAGACACUGAGCUGGAGCAGCUUUCACACACACAGGAUCACAUCCAUUUCCUGCAGAGUUUCCAGUCUCUCUCAGCUCCUCCUGAAUCUACAGAUGUAAAUGAUGAUCUCUUCAGUUCUCUCUCCUCUUUUGAUGGCGUGAGAGAAUCUGUCCUUCAGCUGAGAGACAAACUGGAGGAUUUCUGCAAAGAGGAGCUCAAGAAGAUCUCUGACAGAGGCACUUUCCCCAACAUUGUUCCCAGGACCAGGAACGACUUCCUACAAUAUUCUCAUCAGUUCAUUCUGGAUCUGAACACAGUGAAUAAACGCCUCCGUCUGUCUGAGAGGAACAGAGUGAUUACUGUCACUGACACAGAUCAGUCGUAUCCUGAUCAUCUAGACAGAUUUGAUAUAUGUCAGGUGUUGUGUAGAGAGAAUGUAAGUAAUCAACACUGUUACUGGGAGGUUGAGUGGAGUGGAGAUGUGUCUAUAUCAGUGUCAUAUAAGAGCAUCAGCAGGAAGGGACGGGGUCGUGACUGUUUGUUUGGAUAUAAUGAUCAGUCCUGGAAUUUGAUCUGCUCUUCCUUCAGUUACUCAUUCUGGCACAAUAACAUAGUGACUAAAUUCCCUGUAAAGUCCAUCCGAUGCAGGAGAAUAGGAGUGUAUGUGGAUCACAGUGCAGGAACUCUGUCCUUCUACAGCGUCUCUGGAGACACAAUGAUCCUCAUCCACACAGUCCAGACCACAUUCACUCAACCACUCUAUCCUGGGUUUAGGGUUGGUUAUAAAUCAUCAGUAAAACUGUGUUGAUAAAUUAGAAAAGACUAUUGUAGGACCAAAAUCAGUUCAAAUGGAAUAAUUAAUUUACAGUCAUUUAGUUCACGACCGACCAAUCGAAUCAUCCAGCGUUCAUCUGCUCGGGCCUUAAUAAGCUCUUGUAGUGGAUAUGAAUAUCUACUAUUGUGAAAACACUAAUUAGAGUGCGGUAACUUUAAGAUCGACAGUUUAAGACAUUUAAAUUUUACUUUUUUGUUACUAGUUCUUGUGAUGUGACUAUUUAUACUUAGGUGUUUGUCCCACCUCUGAGAGGCGUUCUGGCCAAUCAGAUAUCGUCUUGGUUCAAAAGGUGGCUUUUCUCCGCCCCAAAUCAUAAAAUAAGCAUUAUUUCUCUGGAAUUGCCGGCUUUGGCAGAGAAUACUGUUUAGGCAUAAUUUCUAUUAAAUGGAAUAUGAUACAUUUUACACAGAUUGUUUGGAACAAUAUGAUGCAGUCGUAAAAACAGUCUCUGUGAGUUUUUCUGUUAUGUUAGGUCACUCAGAAAAACAACAUGGUCUGAAUUGUCUCUGUCUCUUUUAAACUGGAGAUCAAAGACACUUUAUCUUCUGGUGACCAUUUGGUUUCUACAAAUGGCUAAAAAGUUUGCCACCUCUCCUUCAGUCAGGAAGCAUGGGGGUCAUAAAAGUACCUAGCAGGGGUUUUCUGUAGACAGACUGGAGCCAAAAAUUAGAUUCUCUGAGCUUGGGUUUCUGGAAUUAUGAUUUGAAAGAAUCAACUGAAUGAUUCAUUUGACUGGUUUGUCCACAGUUCCUACACUGUAGAGAGGUUAUACCCAUAAUACUUUCAUUAUUUCAUUACAUUAAGUCUUCAUUCCUGGGGGGUAGUGGUCAAUGCUACAACACAUCCGAGAUCCGAGUUCGAGACCUGGCUUGAACUAGGCUAAACAGUAUUGCUAUUUUUAAGGUAAAGUCUUGGGACAAUAGGCCUAGCCUAUUUAUUUAUUACAGGUGUUUAUUACAGGUGUUUAUUGGUGAAAUUUAUGUAAAAUGAGGAAUACAGAAUCUUAUUCUUGCAAUAUUUUACAUUUGUUUUGCCAAAUAGGUUGCUGUGUAUGAUUUAAAAAAAAUGGAAAUAGUUCAAGUUAAGAACAGAAGUUUUUCUUUUUGUCUCUCUCGCCAACACGUUAGAUUUCAAUUUCCUUGUCAAGUCAAGUCACCUUUAUUUAUAUAGAGCUUUUUACAAUGAAGAUUGUGUCAAAGCAGCUUUACAGUGAUAACUGGUAAAUAAUUUUGGCUGCACAGUUAAUUUAGUUCAUUCAUCUAUACAUCGACUCUGAAGAAAACAGUUAUGUCAUCGUCCAGCUCAGUUCAGUUCUCAUACAAUGGUGUCGAUGCAGGGAGAUCAAAAACAUUGUUGAAUAUCAGUGUCCCCAACUAAGCAAGCCAGAGGCGACAGCAGCAAUGAACCCAAACUCCAUCAGGUGACAAAAUGGAGAAAAAAAACAACCAGGAUCAGUCGGGGGGGCCAGUUCUCCUCUGGCCUUUAGUGAACAGUGCUUGAUUAUGAUUCAGGCAGCUCUACAGGUCAUAAGUCAGACUGGGAUUACAACAGUCAAAAUAUUUAAUCUAGUUCCAUCUAGUUAAAGAUCGUAUUCAUCACGCGUUAUGGGACGACGGUAUCUGUCUUCCUCGCUGACGCACGAUUCACACCUUUAGCUAUUGUCCUGCACCCCCACCGUGAAGCUACUUAACUCUCCCAACCCCAAUAUCUGAGCAUCUGAGACUACAAACAAGAGUCUCAAAAGAACAAUUCAGACUUAAAUGACUAUUCUAUUAGCCUAAUUAAAUAUUUUAAAGUGUAUAGAUAAUGAAGGAAUUAGUCUAAAUCAUUUACAUGUUGUUUUAUUUUUGUCAUAAAAGUUUAUUAAUUGUUAAAUAUUUCAUUAUUCAAUAAUUAAAGAAUUCAAACAGAAUCAGAUGCAUUACCUGAUCAGUUUACUCCGCUUUACUAUGCCAGCUUUUCCCAAA
Megalobrama amblycephala (Wuchang bream) is the source of this 3751-nucleotide messenger RNA. Its product is annotated as tripartite motif-containing protein 16-like. Gene Ontology annotation, molecular function: protein binding; zinc ion binding. The record is from RefSeq and is a predicted model, not a curated record. The coding region runs from base 123 to 1757 and encodes 544 amino acids. Lineage: Eukaryota; Metazoa; Chordata; Actinopteri; Cypriniformes; Xenocyprididae. The transcript is spliced from 6 exons.